AUGCACGCCUUCAGCCGCACCUUCAUCAUCACCCACCUUGGCGGAAUGAAAUGGCUACCCUCUUUUUAUUCAGUUCCUGAAUCUGAGCGCUCCCUCCUUCCCGGCCGUGGAUACUACCUCCUCGAGGACACGACUGAACCUCUUGCACCUGCAUUCCCAGGUGCACACGGCAGUCUCGUAACCCCCAUUUUGCGUCUCCCCGAAUCCAACGACCCAUCAACUCCAGCACCAGAAUCCAUGCUCAAUGCUCCCCUCUUCAUCAAGCACGGGGACGGAUAUGUGUACUACGGAAUGUACUCACACCUUCGCAGCGACCGUCUCGAUCUCGAGCGUUGCAAUGCACUCAUCCCUGCCUAUCUAAAAGAGCACUGGGCAUCCCAACUCACCUCCCCCCGCCGUCCGAAAUGGGUCACUGAAGCCUUACAAAACCAUCUCCGUCCACCUCCCUCAUACCCACGCCCUUCAACCUCAGCCUCUUCAGACGCCAUCACCGCUGCCCUAUCGACCCACCACCGAGCCCUCGAAUCCUGGCACCGCGAUACUUUGCUGCUGACCUCUUUCCUUCGCCCAGCCAAUAUCCUUGAUGCCUUUGCCGCACCAGAUACCGGUGCCUCAACGCCUGGUCUGCGCUUCUGGUGUCUAGGACUCAAGUGCGAAGGUUGGGAUAAGGGCUUUUACGAAAUGAUGAAGAGAGAAGAACGACUCUGGGACAAGCAGGGUAAGAGGGAUGGGGAGAAGGAGAGAGAGGCGCAAAAGGACAUGUUGCGGUUGUUGGGGAGGGGGAAGCCGGUCAAGUGGUAG
Messenger RNA from Aureobasidium namibiae CBS 147.97, 801 nucleotides. RefSeq lists its product as uncharacterized. NCBI's taxonomy places the organism in Eukaryota, Fungi, Ascomycota, Dothideomycetes, Dothideales, Saccotheciaceae. Bases 1 to 801 code for a protein of 266 amino acids. The record is from RefSeq and is a predicted model, not a curated record. The transcript has a single exon.